AUGACACUUUCCACACGUAUAUGGCGCCGCUAUGCCAGUUCCUCGAAGAACUCGGCCGUGUUGAUGCGUGCCCAGCUAGACAUCAACUCCAUCAUCUCCAACCAGGACCAGUACCGUGAUUCCAUUGCCAGAAGACAGUCUUCUCCUGCCAUCCAUCAGAACUUGGAGUUCGUGAUUUCCCAGAGACGUCACCAGCUUGCUCUCGAAGCACAGGUUAACGGGCUCCGCCACGAGAGGUCCAAGCUCGGGUCACUCAUCAAGGCUGCUGAAGACAAGGAUGCCAUCAAGACCCGACUCCAAGCCAUAAAGAGUGAGCUCAAGCCACUCGAGUCCCAGCACAAGGAGCUUACCGAGCAGAUUUACGCUCGUGCUGAUAGCUUGCCCAACUUAUUGGAUUCCAGCGUUCCAGAGGAUGCCCAGGAGGGCCUGGUAGUGGAGCAUAUCAACUGUUCUGCCCACGAAACCUUUCCUACAACUGCCCACGACCACAAGACAAUAGGCGAAAGAUUCGGCAUCAUGGACUUUAACCAGGCGUCGCGGAUCUCAGGGUCAUCGUGGUACUAUCUCAUUGGCGAUGGUGCUCUUUUAGAGCAGGCAUUGGUCCAGUAUUCUCUCAGCAAGGCACGUAAAAACGGCUACACUAUGAUGAUCCCACCAUCGAUCGUGCGGUCCGAAGUAGUGGACGCUUGUGGCUUCAAGCCCAACGAUCACAACGGCGAAAAGCAGGUCUACAAGUUGGAAGGGGAAGAUACUUCAUUGACAGGAACUGCUGAGAUUCCUCUCGGAGCUUUCCACUCCUCUACUAUCUUUGAAGACACCAAGUUCCCCAAGAAGUACGUGGCAGUGUCGCGUUCCUACCGUGCCGAGGCAGGUGCCAGGGGCAAGGAUACCAAAGGCUUGUACCGGGUACAUGAGUUCACUAAGGUGGAGCUCUUCCACUUCACUGGAACCGCAGAACAAGCAGCCCAAGAGCUCGAACAGAUCAAGGAUCUCCAGGUGGAAAUCAUCCACGAGCUUGGAUUGAAAGCCAAAAUGAUCAACAUGCCUACCACCGAUUUGGGGGCUCCUGCCAUGAAAAAAUACGAUUGUGAGGCCUGGAUGCCCGGACGAGGAAACUGGGGAGAAUUGACGAGUAGCUCCAACUGUGGCGAGUACCAGCUGAGAAGAUUGGGGAUUCGUUACCACGAUGGCGAGAAGAUCAAACACGUACAGACCUUGAAUGGUACCUGUAUGGCAGUUCCCCGGGUGAUUAUAGCCUUAAUCGAACAAAACUAUGAUGCAGAGGCCGACUGCAUCCAUAUUCCCGAAGUUUUGAGGGUAUAUAUGGAUGGAAAGGACCGCAUUACCAGCCAAUCCCACUAA
Molecule: messenger RNA, 1362 nt
Organism: Suhomyces tanzawaensis NRRL Y-17324
Lineage: Eukaryota; Fungi; Ascomycota; Pichiomycetes; Serinales; Debaryomycetaceae
Product: putative serine--tRNA ligase
Exons: 1
Coding region: 1-1362 (453 amino acids)
Biological process (GO): mitochondrial seryl-tRNA aminoacylation
Cellular component (GO): mitochondrion
Molecular function (GO): serine-tRNA ligase activity; ATP binding; tRNA binding
Source: RefSeq, a predicted model, not a curated record